Molecule: messenger RNA, 660 nt
Organism: Rotaria sp. Silwood2
Lineage: Eukaryota; Metazoa; Rotifera; Eurotatoria; Philodinida; Philodinidae
Source: the annotation of a GenBank genome assembly
AUGGCUGAAUCAAAGGUACCACUUGAUACUAUUAUUAAGCACCUCUCUGAUACCCUUUCACAACAUGAUUCCACGAUACGUACACUCGAAGAAUCAAUUGAAUCUGUUCGUUCACAAAUUGAUACUCGUAUCAACACUAUUCGUGAUGACACUAAACAAGAACUCCAAUCUCUGGAAACAAACCUUACAAACCUGAUUACCGCUAAAGAUACCGUUUGGACACAGGUUUCCGACAGUAUACAUUCAUUAAACACUGAUCUUCAAGAAUUGAAAACUCUUUUCACUAAUCACAUCAUCGCUCAACCCCCACCGACCGAACAUUCGACACCCACUAAUGUGCAAACAACUGUUCACACUCCUGUUCAUGCAGUUCCACCACCAUUUGUUAACACUUCAUUAUCAACUUCUUAUGUUUUACUACAAACCCAUAUGCAAGCCUCAACUACCAUUGUUCUACCACCAUCAACGACUCUACCGACGUUCAGUGGUAAACCAACCGAACGGCCACGACAAUUUCUACUCCGCGUCGAAGAAUAUGCCCGAACAGUUAAUAACUGGUCUCGCGCAACACUCCUUCGUGGCAUCUCUCAGUUUCUUAAGGAUGAUGCAUUCGACUGGUAUUGCCAACUCCAACAAACACAUAACGUACCCACGGACUAA